AUGUGCGCUUUAGCAAAUAUCUCUGGUGGUUUGUCUUAUGUCAUAUCUAGCCUCGGUCAAAGCCUCGAGUCAUGCUCUUCUCCUACACAAAUUGCCGACACUUUAGGAGCAAUAGCAUCAACUCUUAUGAUAUAUGAUAACAAGGCCGAAUCUACCAAACCGUCAGAUCCUUUGGUGGUUGAAGAGACGUUACUCAAACAAUUCAAACCUCGUUUGCCUUUCCUUGUGCUAGAACAGACCAUUGAAGCUCUAGCUAGUUUAUACGGUAAUUCCAUACUCACAACUAAACUAGCAAAUUCCGAUGCAAAACGUUUGCUUGUUGGUUUGAUAACAAUGGCUGCCAAUGAAGUGAAAGAUGAGCUUAUAAAAGCUCUGUUGACUCUGUGCAAAAGUGAAGGCAGUCUAUGGCGUGCACUUCAGGGUCGUGAAGGAGUUCAACUAUUGAUAUCUCUUCUCGGCCUUUCAUCAGAACAGCAGCAAGAAUGUGCAGUUGCAUUGCUUUGCCUUUUAUCUAAUGAAAAUGAUGAAAGUAAAUGGGCAAUUACCGUUGCUGGUGGUAUACCUCCGCUUGUUCAAAUUUUGGAGACAGGAUCUGCAAAAGCAAAGGAAGAUUCGGCUAGAAUCCUUAAGAAUUUGUGCAAUCAUAGUGAAGACAUACGUGCUUGUGUUGAAAGCGCAGAUGCUGUUCCUGCAUUGUUGUGGCUAUUGAAAAAUGGAAGUCCUAAUGGGAAGGAUAUUGCAGCAAAGACUAUAAAUCAUUUAAUUCAUAAAUCUGAUACUACGACUAUCAGUCAGCUUACAACAUUAUUGACUAGUGAACUUCCUGAUUCUAAGGUAUAUAUUUUGGAUGCUUUGAGAAGUAUGCUUUGUGUUGCUCCUCUUAGUGACAUUUUACGUGAAGGUAGUGCCUCCGGUGAUGCAUUUGACACCGUGAUAAUGUUAUUGAGCUCUAACAAGGAAGAGACUCAGGCAAAAUCUGCUUCAGCUCUGGCUGAAAUUUUCGAAGCAAGGAAAGAUUUGCGUGAAAGUAGCAUUGCUGUCAGAGCUCUUUGUUCAGCCAUGAAGCUGCUCAAUGUUGAAUCCGAAAGUAUCCUAAUGGAGUCCUCAAACUGCCUGGCUUCAAUAUUUCUUUCCAUCAAAGAGAACAAGGAUGUAGCAUCUCUUGCUAGAGAUACAUUAACCACCCUAGUUACUCUAGCUAACUCUUCAGUUUUGGAAGUGGCAGAGAUGGCUAUAGGUGCUGUAGCGAAUCUUAUUUUGGAUACUGAAAUAGCAAAGAAAGUUGUUCUAGAAGAAGUUAUCUUGCCUGCCACCAGAGUAUUACGUGAAGGCAUAAAUUCUGGAAAAACUCGUGCUGCAGCUGCUAUCGCUCGCCUCUUACAUUCUCAGAAAGUUGAUAAUGCUGUUACUGAUUGUGUGAAUCGCGCCGACACUGUUCUUGCAUUAGUUUCCUUUUUGGAUUCUUCUGUCAAUGAAUCUGUUUCCACAUCAGAGGCUCUAGAAAUUUGGCUAUGCAAACGCCCUCUUAAUAUUCUAUAUGUUAUGAUAUUUGGAAACAAUAGGAUUUGGUAA
This is a messenger RNA of Vicia faba (fava bean), 1572 nucleotides long. NCBI's taxonomy places the organism in Eukaryota, Viridiplantae, Streptophyta, Magnoliopsida, Fabales, Fabaceae. The record is from the annotation of a GenBank genome assembly.